UUUUACUCCCAAAACUUCAUACGCCGCAACACUUUGCGUACUUCUUGGGCAUACCUCGAGUGCGUUAACGUGCGGUAAAAAUAUUUUAAUGGAGUUAGAGAGGAGGGAGAGAUGGUGUGAGUGGCGGCGUGUGGCAAGGCGGGUGAGAGGUAAACCUAGUUGAAAGUUCCUCAGGUACUCCAGUACUAAGCUGUUAAACACUCGCUCUUUCCACAAAUGAUUGCCACUUUGGCCGCCUUUUCACGGGGAAAACUAAGCGUGAGCGCGGCCAGUAUGAGCUAGCCCGGUGUAUAUAGUGACCCUGUGUCUACCCAGUGCCUUGAACCUAGAAAAUAAGUGUGAGUGACGGAGAUAUAUUGGAUUUUCUUCUCCGUAAUGUGCGAGGAGACAAAGCCGAGUCGGUCCUGGCUAGGGGAGAGGCGAUCGUGUUCAGCUGGCCGCUGUGUACUUCUACCAUGGGGUGUUGGUGGUGAAUGUUACGUGGCGUGGCAAAACUUACGUUGGAACUCUCUUAGACUGUACACGACAUGACUGGGCCCCUCCAAGGUUCUGUGACUCGCCUACCAGUGAUAUAGAGUCUCGGACGCCCAAAGGUCGGGGCAAGAGGGGGCGGGCUGGCACUACGACUGCUGGUACACCCGGCAACGACCUCAGUGUAGCAGAAACACGCAGUGGCAAAUUACGUAAUGCCAAUGUGAAGGGGCGCAGAGGGAAUGUAACUCCUACUUUUAACCCUCCUCCUAGUCCAGUCAAAUCUGAACCUGGUGGGACCAAACGUAAGGGUCGGGAGCCAGAGGUACCAGAAACAAAAAACUGGAAACGGUCACGUGCUUCUUCGCGUGGAACACCAACCAAUGGUGCAACCAGUCCUGGGCCAGAGCAACCUUCUUCACCCCAGCUGAUUGAGUGCCCCGAGCCUAACUGUAACAAGAAGUACAAACACAUCAACGGGUUAAAAUAUCAUCAGAGUCAUGCCCACAACAGUGUUACGAAUGACGAUGAGACAACCAGUACAGAAGGUCGAGCAGAGAGUGAAGUGGAAGAGAGUCAACCAUCAUCUCCUACACCUGUAGUAGAGACGCCUGUGGACAAGUCGGCACAGGAUGUUGUUAAACCUUCAGUUCUUCGGUACACUGGCCCACCAGCAACGCCAAGCCCUGGUCCCAGUGAAGAAACUGCCAAGGGGACCACACCACUUCCCACAACUCAACCCAGUGUCAUUCAGACACGUGUACCACAACCCAACCAGGCAGUGUACAUGUAUACAGGGUCUGGUGGUGUUGUUAGCCCACAGCAUCCACAGGUUGGUUCCCCAGCUUUGGGUAUGUCACCUAUUCCUGGCAGCAUCCCACAAAUUAGGCCAGGGUUAAUACGACCUGAAGCUCGUCCAGAGAUGAUGAUGAGAGUAGGAACAACAGGUCCUAGACCACCUGGACCCAUCCCUGCUGGAUCCCCAGUUACAUCCAGCUUACCCAUGACACCUCAAGGUACUCCCCUCUCUAGCCUACCUGGAAACUCGCCUGGUUUAAUAACUGUAAAGCAGUCACUCUUGGAAUCAGAUAAAGGUAAACCUAAAGAUUUGGUAAAUGGUUUAAUAGGGAAAGACACCAGAGAAGAAGACCAAUCCACAAGAGAAGAUGCUCGAAGUCCAGCAUAUUCCGACAUAUCUGAUGCGAAUGAUACUGCUCCAGUAUUAGAUGGAGAUAGUAAUAAUAAAAAUAUGCAAGAUGAUAAGAAACCUGAAUUACCUCUAGGUGCACAACCUUAUCCUCCCUAUGGAAUGUACUAUCCUAGUCCAUAUGGACAGCCCCCACCUUUUCUUAUUCCUCCAAUACAACCUCCGCCAUCUACCACACCAGGUAAGGAAGGAGAUAAUAAAGAUGUUAAGGAUAAAACUGGUGAUAGUGAUAAAAGAGAUACUUUACCUCCUCCAAGCAGUAGUGAAUAUCUUAAUAAAAUUCCUCCUCAAUAUCUAUAUCCAUCCCAUUAUUUAUAUAAUCCAAGUUACUCAGAUCCAUUCUUAAGAGAAGCGCAAAUAUAUAAAGAAGCGGAAGGUAAAGACUUGGUGCAAGUCAGAGAAGGAGAUAAAGGUCCUACAGAUUUAUCAAGAUCGGCACCUGGACUGCCAGGAACAGUGUCGUCUGUUGUGCCUAAAGACAAAUUAGGGGUUACAAAAGACAAGCAAACAGAAAAUCAUGCAAUACUCAAAGAACCACACGAGCUUAAGGGUCAACUCCCAGUAGAUAAACGGCCAUUUGAUGAACCUACAAUUGCAUACAGGUAUCCAUUUGAUCAGCGCUUACCACUACAAACACAACCUCAAGAUAAAGCAGGGGACAAAGCUAUGGGAAUACCUAAGCCUUCACCCCCAGCACCUCUUUCUAGUCCUCGAGUUGUGUCGACACCCCCUGCAGGCUCAAUUAACAAUAAAGAUGACAGAGACAAAAAAUCAGAGAAUAAGAAUGAAGGAGUGAAGCCAACUAUGGAAACAACUGGUCCUCCACCACCACCAACUUCAACAGCUUAUUUUCCAUCUUUCCCAUACAGUCCUCUACCUUAUGACCCCUAUAGACCUAUGGUUCCUUCAUUAACAAUGCCUGCCGGUUAUCCACCACCACACUAUUUAGCUCCUCCAGGGAUGGUGCCCAGGUUUCCUCUAACUCCUGCCGUCAGUAAUACACCAGAAGAUCUGUCUCGGGGUGGGUCUAGUGGAGCAAUGAUUCAUCCUUCACAUCUUUAUUCAAGUCAUAAAAUUCACGAGCUACAAGAACGUGCUAGAAAGUCUCCUCUGUCUUCAGCAGCCUUGGGUAUGACACCCCCCAGCAUCUUGAGCACCCCUCAAAAGGUGGGUUCUCCAAUGGCUAACAAAGAUGGAUCACCACUGACACCCGUCACUUCCACCUCUUCUGCCUCCGGCUCCAUACCUUCUUCCUCCUCAUCCUUGACCCACGGAGGGAGUGGGUCUGUGGGAGGAGGGGUAGAGGGGCGGUCUCCCCCCACAGCACGUCCCCCCACACACCACCUGCAUGAGGGCUUCUCUCCCUACUCUCUGAUCCCCCCACAGUAUCAUUAUACAGCACUGGGGGUGGGACAGACAGCAGUGGCAGCGGGAGCUCCCUCAGGUCUAGCAGCAGCUCCACCAACCAAAUGAGGUGCAACAAUCUCAACCGCAGAUGACCCUGUGGCUGGACCACGAGGGCAGACUAGUGAUCAGGUUGCAAACAUAUAUAACCCCUUUCCUUUAAAGACAUCGGGUUCAUAUAAAGGACUUUUCAAGUGGAGCUGAUGAUACAUCUGAGGAGAUAUUAGUGGUUGUGGAAAGCUGAAUAAUAUGUGCAGGAUUUUUUUUUUCUUGGCGUUAUCUGUGGAUUGUGAAGGCAUUCCAUUCACCUGGAAUAAAUCAUGAAAAUAUUUACUUUAAGAGAAGGAAAUGGUAUUCUGUGUGGUACAAACCUGCCAGGUGUGAAGGGAGGAGCAGGAAGUACAAAAAACAGGAUGGAAUAGAUUGGAAAAAGUGUACAAGGGGAAAACCUAAAUGGACAAUUGCAAUUGGUAUAAUCAGUUUUAAAUCUGGUUUAGUGUUUUUUUUUUUUUUUUUGUUUUGUUUUGCAUUGACUAAAUUAAAGAUUUUUGUUAUCUAAAUGUUUAAAUAAAUGAUGCAACAGCAAGGUUUGUGGCUCCACAGACUGAGGAAUUGUCAACCGUGAAGUGGUUGGCUGUAUAUGUGCUGGUUUGGAAUGUUAUAUGUAGUGAUUGGAAAAAGACUUAUGCAAAAAUUUGACUGCUGAAAUUCCAAUUAUGAAUCUGAAAAUCUCUCAGAAUCAUAAGGUGGUGUGGUUUUGCCUCAUGUGAUAAUAUAUAAAUAGAGACGAGCAUGAAACUUGGGCACUAGUAGACUGGAAUUGUGCUUGUGAUUUCAAGAAACUCUGUUAAUUAUCUUAUUUUUAUAGAUAAUUGGUAACAAAUUGGUGUCUUUCAUUAUGGAAGUAAUUGGACUUUGUUGCAACAUAUUGAGUGGUUUGUGUAGGUGAGUUAUUGGUAUGCAGAAUGCUGACAUACCUCCCAUAAGUGUUCACACCAAUAGCCUUCUUGCGAAAAACAAAGUGUCGUGCUGUUACGCUCAGGUAUGAUAGAAAAGUUUAAGCGGAAGAUGCUUUGGCCAUUUAACACAGCCUCAUGGACGGUGACAAAAAUUGUGAAUACUGAAAGUACCAUCUUGUAUUCCUAGUAAUGAGUGGAAUGCAGAGUUGAAUAAAAGUAUCAUGGUUUGCAAUGCCUUGUGUUUGUGACAACAUAUAGAAGUGCUGGACUGUAAUAAUGACAGGGCAUGCCUUUAUGAAUUAAGUACAGUACAUCGAGUGCAUAAGUACAUUCAGGAUGUCUUCACAUUUAAUGGGUAUUAAUAUUAAUAUUUUUUUCUGUAGAUGACCAGGACUGAAAUAUGGCACACGAGCACUAAAGCAGAGCAUGCCAUGAGUGUUAGGUGUGGAUUGAGGCUAUGUUACCUAGAGCACUGUAGGUGAGUUUUGUGGUGAGUUUAGUGAUUCACCUGUGUGUAGCUGGUCUGUGUGCUGUGUUCAUUAUCAUCAUCACUGUCAUCAUCAUCUGUAUAUGUGUUCAUACUGUGAUCACAAUGCUGUGGAGUCCAUGUUAUUAUACUUUGUUGUCCUGGCCAGCCUGUGAUAGGGUCAGCAAACUCAGGUGUGAAGAAAUGGCUGUUCGUUUGUCUGAGGACCUUAGAUCUAGCAGAUGGCCGGGCAGCCAUUUAACUAUGUGGAUGUCAAUUAAAAUUAUGUUAAAAGUAUGAAACUUGACAUUUCCUUUGGGAGAUUUAAAAAAACUGUAGUUAGGAUACAUGUGAAUCACUUGAAAAAAUUAUCUACACGAGACAAGAGUAUUUGGGUUUUGAAAAAUACAAAGCUGAAAGCAUCCUAGUAGGUGGUAAUACCAUUAUUGAAAUUUAUGAUAGGUGGUCUAUGUGAAGGAAAGUGUCACAAUAGGUGUCAUUCCAUUCUAGUGAUCAUUCCAUUACUUGGGUGUCCCAGGACUCCAGUCUCUGGUGUUUUGCAACUUUGUCAUCAGACAUUAGGGUAAAAUGGCAUAUUCCAUCAGGGCAAGGGCCCCUAUCUUGUUUAGAAAGAUGACGCUUAUGGCCAGUUAUCAAGAACUUGCAAUUGAACUGUUUUUAGAAAAGUAUCAGUUGUGGUAGCAGAUAAAAUGUUGCUAAUUAUAUCAAUGGAAAUAAGCUUCAUUAGGUAUCCUGUUUAGCCUUAUAUAAACAUGUUAAUAUUAUAUUGUUGAAAGCCUUUCUUAAGUCUAUUUCUUAUCUUGUCGGUAUUUCAGUCAGAAGCACGAGUAGCUUUAAUAAAUAAGCCACUUUUAUUACACUUCUCGUUCCUUAAUUCUUGCAUAUGCUCAGCAGCAUUUUUUUAACAAGUUAAUUUUUUAGGCAGACAUUGAAUUUUUUUUAUUAUAAACCGUUUGGUAUUAACGGUAUCUGGCAUUAAACAUCCUCAGAUUAUUCAUAGAUGAAUACUUACUAUACAACAGAGAUUUAUAAUUUUAGUAUUCCUCAUUUUGAUAUUUUCUCUGGAAACAUUUUAGGUAUUACAAUGGUUGAAUUUAGUUAUUUUCACCCUUCACUUGUGUGCCAAAUUUCAAGUUCAUAUUACUAUUGUAAUAAAUACUUAUCAGGUUUUUUUUUGUUGUCUUGUGUUAUAUAACACAUCAGUGUGGAUAAGAAAUGAUAUUUUGAAUGACCUGUGAUCAUAGUUUAGGAAUGAAUAAAUUUUAAUGAAAUAUUUUAAACAAGUAUUGAAUAUUUGAGCUGUGAGUAACUAUUAUUAUUUAAUGCUUGUCACUUAAAUCUUGAAUUACAGAGGAUGUUUAGCUAUUGUAAUGUCAUGUCCUUAAUUACGUAGUGGCUAUAUUCCCAAGAACAGUGCCGUAUCCAUUUAUUAAAUUUUGCAAUACUUUGACAAUUUGAUUGAUAUAAGGAGUAACAUUUAACCUAAUACUACCACAUACACACACACAAAAAAAGUAACUUUUACAGUAUAGUCUGGCUGACCUAUAAACCAUAACUUGAGGAAAAUUCGUACAGGAAGCUAGUUUCUCGUCCAUUAUUUUUUGUGCUAAAUUCAUACACAAAUCAACACGUUGAGGAGUCUUGAAUUAAGCAAUGCAUUACUUGAAUGUUUGUCUAAUAUCUUUAAAUUUUUUUUUGUGUACAGUCAGCAUUAAGAUCUCUCUUGACAGUAUGUACUGUCAAGCAGUAACUUAUGUUAUACUCUCAACACUUUUUAUAUAGUUUUGCCAUGCAAGUCAGCGUAUCAGUGAAUGCAAGUGCAUCUGUUAUACAGCCCAAAGACAUUGAGAAAGGGGUCCAUGGUAGUAUGAAUGAGGUAUUUGGACAUGUUCGUUAUGUUAGCACAUUCUUAAUACUAUACUUCUUUAAGACUGUCCUCAUUUACCGGGUAUGUGUGUCAUUGACUACUAGAUUGUCAAUGCCAGUCAUAAAAUUAUUUGUGAUGAGCAAGCUAAACUACGUACAAAUUUUUUGCUCUAAUAAAUUAUUGCAGGCUUCAUUUAUUUGUAUCGAAGCAUAUUUAAGGUAUUCCGAAUCAAAGAAAAUUGUUUAUAUGAGAAUAUUAGGCAUGUUACCUUAUUGUAAAUUUAUUUUUAUUGCAAUAAUUUUAGUUUUUAGUAUUUAUUGAUGGGGGGGGGGGAAAUGGGGUGGGAUGUGUUUUACUCUAAACGACUGUGCAGACCUAAUUUGAUUUUGUUUGAACAAAUUAACUUAUCAGCAUUUCCUGGUUGAUGUAAAUUGCCCAGUUUAAUUUUUAACCAGCUGGUAAUUUGGAAUGCAAAUUUCUCAUUGAGUUAAGAGUAAACAAUAAGGUAGACAUCCACUGAUAUGCAAUUUUUGUAAUAGGAAACCCACGCCAGCUGGUAAGACAGAGACGAGAUGGGGUGCUACACAUUUUAAUUUGAACUACUGUACCUUCGAGAAUUUAGAGAGGUAAUUGAUCUGUAGAAAUGUUCAGCAUGCCUUGGUGAUCAGGGAGUGACCAGGCUAAGAGUAUAUUGUGUUAUCCCCAGUUAAUAUGUAGGGGCCAAAGGUGUUUAAUCACCUGUGAUUGCUCAGUUAAUGCCCAAGGUAUGUGUUACCCGUGAUUGGUCAUGUGACCCUUUAAUAUCGUAGAACUAGCUGUGAUUGUCUGAUUAAAACACUUAAGUAUCUUGGUAUUUACAUAAAAAAAAUAUUGUGGUCGUGAAUAUAAAGAUUCAUGGGCCUUUAGUAAUCAUCCUCAUCUGACCUAGCCUGGGGAAGGCAAUUUUGCAACAUUAUUAACUUAGGGAGAGAUUUGUCAUUAAGAAAUUGAUCAGUGCGUGAUAGGAUUUCAUAUUACUGUACAAAUGUUGGAAGGAACACAUUGUUGCUCCGGUGUACAUUUUGAUUUGGCUUCUUACAGAAUAAAAUACUUUUAUUGUAUAA
Molecule: messenger RNA, 7498 nt
Organism: Cherax quadricarinatus
Lineage: Eukaryota; Metazoa; Arthropoda; Malacostraca; Decapoda; Parastacidae
Source: RefSeq, a predicted model, not a curated record